GACCGUAGCGCUCUCCCUUUCCUUUUAAAAAAAAGGAAAAACCUAAAAAACCAAUAGCGCACUAGAAGAACCACGAUUUACGAAAAUUGCUGAGAACUAUGUGAGCAGAAAACCCCAGCACUUACGCUACUGAUGGAGCAGCAGCCUAUACAUACACUUAUAGAUACAUUUGAGGAGGGCUCGAAAAAUUGAAAUUCACAAUGGAGCCUCUAACAAUAUUCGUCGAAGAGCUCAAACGGCUCGCCACGACGGCGCAAGACUUGGCUCACGGCCUCCUCAGCUCCGGUCGCUGCAGACCGAUUGAUAUCUUGAAGCGGUUACAACGAGAAGCUUUUUCAGAUAUCAUGAAACUCAGGGAUAGGCAAGACAAGGUAGAAAGACUACUCACUUUCUAUAAAUCUUCCAAGGGAAGUCCAUUCCAGGAAUCUAGCACUCAUGUGAGGGGAAAUGUGGAUGUACUAGGGGCAUUCUUUGUUAUGGAUGAUCUUGACGAGCAGAAAUACAAUGCCAUUCAAAGAUCCGGUAUUAGAAAUGGUAUUGAUGCAAGGCUGAGAUUUGAAACUGAUGUAAGAGAGAAAGAUAAACUUGUAGCAGAAUUUUCUGCCAAUGGCAAAGGUCAAGGUGAUAUGCUGGGGGGUCCACUUUCGCUCGCUAAAGUUCUCUAUGCUGCACAUUUGAGUGAUUGGUUCUCUGCUGUUGCAAUACCAAUGGGUGCACAAUGCAGAGAUGUUGGAUUCCCAACAAAUACUCAUCAGGAAAGGGGAGUAACUAACUAUUCUGAUAGUGGACCUCCACUUCUGUAUCAGCAUAAUGGCAGUGCCAUUGGUAUAACUGUGAGAAAAAUGAACAUAGUUGCCUCUAUGGCCCAGUUUGUAUCCAAUUUCGCAAUGCAGGAUAACGCAGAUGGAUUAGCGUGUUCCUCAAGCACAUUCGGACAGAUCGUCUGGGAACUCUCUAGAAACACAAAGCUCUCACUUUUGGGUGUGCACAGAGAGUCCUGGCCAUCAGGUCAAAAUAUCAGCCUUGGAGCAUUGGCAUUCCCUGUCAGCAUAUUUAGACGUCACAGAUUUUCAGAGACGUCUGCCCAGGAAGAAGAUAGCCCAAGAAGUAGGCAAAGACAUAACUCGAAUGGCUCCAUUUCUCUGAUGUUUAACUCAGAAAUUGACGACAGUACAAGGAUAGGAGGUUGGGUAGAGACGAAAAACUCCAACCCUGGAAACCUGCAGUGGGCAGUCACAAUGUCUGAUACCCCUGAAGACGAGUUUGGAUGGGGUUUGACCUUGGGUGGGAUGUUACAAGGUCCAAAAAGAUUGGAGCAUUUUCAGGUUGAAACAUUUUUUAACAUGAAUUUCGGGAAAAGAUUUACACUGCAACCAGGUCUUGUAUAUGUGAAGGACGGGGUCACCCAGUUUCCGGUCCUAACGAUCCGUUCCAGCUGGUCCCUAUAACUGUUCUUCACCAUUUUGUGAUGUCUACAUGUGAGUGAUUUACACUAUGAUAUUACUUUAUGAAGUCGAUAUUGGGGCCACUCUGUUUAUGGAGUUUCCUUGUAAGUCGAAGGGAAAGAUCUGAUGGGAUCUCGUGAAAUGCGGCAUUUUCAUGUGCCACAAUCGAAUCAAGAAUCGUCACGUUCGACGUCUUACCUUGGUCCAAUUUACUAAAUUCAAUAUAUUCUUACUGACCUCAUAAAUUAUUGUUAGUAUUCUCAUUUUCAUAUGAAAGUUUGAUCAAUGUGGUACCGAACAUUAGACAGCAAUGCACGCCUGAAAAAAUAGAUACACUAUAAUACUAGGAAUCUACUGAGGUAGGUUUUCUAAAAUAAAUAGAAAUUCACUGAGAUGAGGUUCA
This is a messenger RNA of Salvia miltiorrhiza (redroot sage), 1848 nucleotides long. RefSeq lists its product as uncharacterized. The transcript is spliced from 3 exons. The record is from RefSeq and is a predicted model, not a curated record. NCBI's taxonomy places the organism in Eukaryota, Viridiplantae, Streptophyta, Magnoliopsida, Lamiales, Lamiaceae. The coding region runs from base 201 to 1448 and encodes 415 amino acids.